UGAGGAAGGGGCGCCGAGACGCCGGUCCCUCGCGGCCAGCAGGGUCCCGCCCCGGGCGAGGCAGAGGCGGGGCGGGCAGUCUGGGGUCCGAUGGGACCCGGUCUGAUGAAGCCGGUGGCCGCCGCGCCCCAGGGGUGGUCCGGGGCUGAACCGCUAACGGGGUAAAGUUUGUAUUGAGUAUAAGAAGGAAGGAUGAUUAGAAGAGCAUAAAAACCCCAGUAGUGUACACAUCGAUGAUUGUCUUGUGGAAGAACGGGGAAGUGGAGGUUUAGAGGAAGCUGUAACAGCAGCUGUGCAUGGUUACCGCUGACGUUUGAGGAUGUUGCUGUUUAUUUCUCGGAGCAAGAAUGGCAGAAUCUGAAGGCCUGGCAGAAGGACCUUUACAAGCAUGUGAUGAGAGCCAAUUAUGAGACUCUUGCUUCCCUAGGUGAUGGAAUUCCUAAACCGGAACUAAUAUCCUGGAUUGAACAGGGUAGAGAGCCCUUCAGGAAUUGGGGAGAAUCACAGAAAUGUGAAAACAUAAUUUGCUCCUCUGCUAAUAUACAUUUUGAUACAGUUCUUGAAGGACAGCUGUUUUGGGUUUCAGGGUGCUGGCCAGCUGUGAAGGCAGGAGAGAGAGAAGGCCAUUUCCUGCGACAGCCUUCACACAGCCGGUAUUCCUUUGGAGCCUUACUAGGAAAAGGGGAAGAGGAGUCCUUCCCACCUGACGCUGUUCACACUCUCAGGAGAUCCCACAGAAGCGACAUCCUGGUGCCGCCUCCAGCUGCCCGCAGCUCCAGGGAGGUGCCUGGAAGGGAUGGAGCCCCGGGCCGCGUCUGCGGGGAGAAGGGCGGCAGGCAGGGCCUUGCUGGGACCGGCCUGCAGGCCAGGCCGCGUCGGCUCCAGGGUGGCCGGGCCUUCCCCUGGGAGCUGGGUAUGCAGCGGCCCUUGGCAGCGCCUGUGUGGGAGGCCCCAGCCCAGCACCCGGAGCCUGCUGUGCGCUCCGGCCCAGGUGGGCCCCGGGCGGAGAAUCCCGUGCAGGUCUCCCAGCGUGGCCCACACUUUCCACAGAGGAGCGGUGGGCAGGCCUCCUGGGGGAAACACCCGAGGCCGGCGGCCACUGAAGGAGCUGUGCCCCCGGGGCUGUGCCUAGGGAAGGAGACGGCCUGGGAUCCCGGCGCAGGCAGGAGGCGGGACUUGGAGGCGUCCCUAUCUUGCAGGGAUUGUGGCUGGAGGCUUACCGGGCUUUGCGGACCUCCGGGGCUCGGCCAAGCCCGCGGCACGGACCAGCCCUCCUGUUGUGCGGCGUGUGGCAGGAACACCCACCCCAGGGCACAGCGUCCUGGCUCUGGCGACAGGCUGCUCCCGGGCACUGAGUGUGGCGUGUACUUCCAGCUGCGGGCCCACCCGCGGCGGUACCGGGGCACGCGGCCCUUCUUGUGCGCCCAGUGCGGCCGGCGCUUCACCCACCGUUGCAAGCUGCGCGAGCAUGAACGCGUGCACAGCGGCGAGCGGCCCUUCCAGUGCGCAGAGUGCGACAAGACCUUCCGCCUCAAGGGCAUCCUGAAGGCCCACCAGCGCACGCACAGCGAGGAGAGGCCCUUCUCCUGCGGCCAGUGUGGCAAGGGCUUCACGCGGCAGUCGAAGCUCACGGAACACCUCCGCGUGCACAGUGGGGAGAAGCCCUUCCUGUGCCCCGAGUGUGACCGCAGCUUCCGCCUGAAGGGCCAGCUGCAGAGCCACCAGCGCCUGCACACGGGAGAGCGGCCCUUCCCAUGCCCCGAGUGCGGCAAGUGCUACCGGGUGAAGGCCGACAUGAGGGCACACCAGCGCCUGCACGGUGGUUCCAUGCCCUUCUCCUGCGAGUGCGGCAAGGGCUUUGCCAAGCAGUCCAAGCUGGUGGAACACAUCAGGAUACACACAGGUGAGAAGCCCUUCCAGUGCCGCACGUGUGACAAGAGGUUCCGCCUGAAGGCACAGCUGCUCAGCCACCAAGGCCUGCACACGGGGGAGAGACCUUUCCACUGCCCCGAGUGCAAUAAGAACUUCCGGGAAAGGGCCCACAUGCUGAGGCACCAGCGCAUCCACAGGCCCGAGCGGCCCUUCUCCUGUGGGGACUGCGGCAAGGGCUUCAUCUAUAAGUCUAAACUCGCGGAACACACCAGAGUGCACACCAAGUCCACCAGUGUGCAAAGUGAGCCUGAGAUUAAGAAAAGGCUUAGUCAGCUAUUUGCAAUGAUAGAGGCCGACUGGAGUUGAGGCAGGCAAGGCAGAAUUGACACUGCCUGGGAAUCCACAGCAACAGUAGCCAAAGCCAGCUGGUAGACAGAUUUUCUGAAAAGGGCCCUCUCUGAGCAAGAAUGUAACACCAAGCCCACUGCCAUGGAGUUGAUUUCGACUCAUAGCAACUCUACAGGACAGAGUAGAACUUCCGCAUAGGGUUUCCAAGGCUGUAAAUCUUUACAGAAGCAGACUGCCACAUCAUUUCCGCAGCGCGCUCAUGGUUUUGGCUAGCAACCAAGUGCUUUAAACACUGUGCCACUAGGGCUCCUUAAGAAUGUACUGCUACUUAGGAAUAUGAGAAACCACAAAGAAUUUAAAACAUAACCAGUUGUAUUUCUUAUCCAUUGAUAAAAAAGAGACAUUUACCCUUUCUUCAUUGUCAUGGAUUGAAUUAUGUCCCCCCAAAAAUGUGUUCUCAGUUUGGCUGGGCCUUGAUUCCUGGCAUUGUGUGAUUUCC
This is a messenger RNA of Trichechus manatus latirostris (Florida manatee), 2719 nucleotides long. It is a transcript of the gene ZNF786, whose product is annotated as zinc finger protein 786. NCBI's taxonomy places the organism in Eukaryota, Metazoa, Chordata, Mammalia, Sirenia, Trichechidae. The record is from RefSeq and is a predicted model, not a curated record. The coding region runs from base 394 to 2238 and encodes 614 amino acids. The transcript is spliced from 4 exons. Gene Ontology annotation, biological process: negative regulation of transcription by RNA polymerase II. Gene Ontology annotation, molecular function: RNA polymerase II cis-regulatory region sequence-specific DNA binding; DNA-binding transcription repressor activity, RNA polymerase II-specific.